This is a messenger RNA of Fusarium proliferatum ET1, 957 nucleotides long. RefSeq lists its product as uncharacterized. The transcript is spliced from 4 exons. Bases 1 to 957 code for a protein of 318 amino acids. Lineage: Eukaryota; Fungi; Ascomycota; Sordariomycetes; Hypocreales; Nectriaceae. The record is from RefSeq and is a predicted model, not a curated record.
AUGGAAUUUCCCGCGCAACCCCCGUCCUCACUGAAUUCGAUCUCAGGAAGCCCCGUAGCGAAGACUGAGGUAUUUACAAGUCUUGUAAGGCCGUACAAUCUCGUGUCACCUCGUAGGAGCGCACCUGUAAGACUUCCUAGUUUAAAAAGCUUCGACCAAGAGGUAGAGGCCCUCAUCCGAGAAGAUAGGUCGCUGAAAACUCCUGCGUCUGUAUCUUCACUUGAUCACCGUUUCGUUGGAAGCCCAGCAACCAGCCAACCUGGCUCACAGUGGGGAACCGGCACCAGUCCCAGCCAGGACCGUCUUUCUCUCAAUUACUCUCUUCACUCAUGUCAUAUACGUUAUGGCAAGCAAGGCAAGCACCUCGUCGACGAUACUGGCACUCCAUCCCUUCGAGACCAGCCAAGCAUGACUUGUUAUCCGAGACCCACCAGGGAGGUUGAGAAGCGCCAUGUCAACCAGAAAUACACGACAGAGGAGGGCGACUACAUCAUUUACGCCUCGCAGGACAAAAAGAUGAAGUGGCACCGCAUCAAGGAGGAAUUUGCCAAACUCUUUGGCAACAUUCCCGAACGUAGCGUCUCAGGUCUUCAGGCCUGGUACUAUCGUAUGGGUCAGCGCGUACCUAUGUGCGAUCCGGAGGGCUGGCUAUGUUUCAGCAACGAGGACGACCUUCAGCCACGAUAUAUCAACCUGAAGAUUUGUGACCGCGGUCAUCUGGUAAAAUGCAUGGGUCCCCUUGGUAUCGCCCAACGGUACCCUGAGCGCGCUGUCCAAUAUUCCUGGGUUGAUGCCGAAACAAAAGCCAAGGCUCGAGACUUGGAGAGCUCUACAAUAUUACGAGCGGCGAUUGAGGCGAGAGGCAACCGAGGCUUCAAGGACAGAAGCAGUGACGGCUGUAGCUGGAGUAAGUGGAUGGGCAAGAAGCAAGCAAGAUAUCUCCUCAUUCCCACGUAA